Messenger RNA from Psammomys obesus (fat sand rat), 1063 nucleotides. RefSeq names its product N-alpha-acetyltransferase 20, NatB catalytic subunit (gene Naa20). The transcript is spliced from 6 exons. Gene Ontology annotation, biological process: N-terminal peptidyl-methionine acetylation. The coding region runs from base 87 to 623 and encodes 178 amino acids. Gene Ontology annotation, molecular function: protein-N-terminal amino-acid acetyltransferase activity. The record is from RefSeq and is a predicted model, not a curated record. Lineage: Eukaryota; Metazoa; Chordata; Mammalia; Rodentia; Muridae. Gene Ontology annotation, cellular component: NatB complex.
CCGCCCCGUGGCGGCCGCGCGCGGUUACUUCCGGUAGUGCGGGCUCUGGGUCGCGCCGAGCGGGCUUGGAGCCUGGGAGCGGCGCGAUGACCACGCUCCGGGCCUUCACCUGCGACGACCUCUUCCGCUUCAACAACAUUAACUUGGAUCCACUUACAGAAACUUAUGGGAUACCUUUCUACUUACAGUACCUUGCCCACUGGCCAGAGUAUUUCAUCGUUGCGGAGGCACCCGGUGGAGAACUAAUGGGUUAUAUUAUGGGAAAAGCAGAAGGCUCAGUAGCUAGGGAGGAGUGGCACGGACACGUCACAGCUCUGUCUGUCGCCCCUGAAUUCCGCCGUCUUGGCUUGGCUGCUAAACUUAUGGAGUUACUAGAGGAAAUUUCAGAAAGAAAAGGUGGAUUUUUUGUUGAUCUCUUCGUCAGAGUAUCCAAUCAUGUUGCAGUCAACAUGUAUAAGCAGUUGGGUUACAGUGUCUACAGGACAGUCAUAGAGUACUACUCAGCCAGCAAUGGGGAGCCUGAUGAGGAUGCCUACGAUAUGAGGAAAGCGCUCUCCAGGGACACUGAGAAGAAAUCCAUCAUACCAUUACCUCAUCCUGUGAGGCCCGAGGACAUUGAAUAACCAUAGGCAGUGGUUCUUAGGCAGGUGUUCCAGAUAGUUUGUGGACAUAAUAUUUUCAUAGGAUGAUCUUGGAGCUCUAUUAGGAGGAAAGUAAUCAUUUAGGUCUUAAAGACUUCAUGAAAAUACAGGCUAUAAACUUCAGAUCUCAUCGUUCAAUGAGCAAUAGCAUACAUGUUCAAACUGUUUGCCAUAGUAAAAUUCAAUCAAGGCAGCUACGUCAGAAGGACGCGUUCCACUAUCAUGGUUGGCAGUGUGCAGUACAUGCCAAGGAAAGACCCCCUCCAUCUUCCUCCUAAAUCCUGUGCCUGAGAACCACUGCUGCACAUAUAUAAAUAUAUAUACAUAUUUUAUUUUGUAUUGAACUAUUAAUUGAAGCUUUAAAAGCAUAUAUGAAAUGUAUAAAUCUGAGAUGUAUAGUAAAAGACAUUGUUGACUAUGAA